AGCGCGGCUCUUACCCCCCGACCGGCGCCAUGCCGUGGCUCUUACAGCUGCAGCUGAUGCUGCUGGCAUGCAGCUGCUCGGCAUGGCCCAACCUUCACUUCGGCUGUCCUUCAGCCUCUGUCUGCUCAGCUUCAGACUACCAGCAGGGCGGCAUGUUCAACAACUCGAUCUUGUCGUUCUUUCCAGGAGAUCCGGCAUGCUCCGAGACCUACAAGAUCUGUGCUUACAACUCCUCAUGCUCUGACUGUAGUUCUUCAUUGUACAUGUAUAUGGAUCCCACCAAGCGCCCACCUCCAGGCUUCGCGCUGACACGCUCAGAUUCGCAAGGGAACUACGUGUGUUACAAGUUUGGUUGGAAUUCCACUUCGCUGGUUUCAGAUUUCCGGGGAAAGGUUGCAGUGACAGUGUUUCUGACCAACGAGGAGGUAACGAAUAGAGUCUACAAGUAUUACGACAGGUUGGACCUCGUCCUCAUGACGACCACUUGCCGAUACUGCGUCGCGCCAUCGCAGAGCCUGAGCGAUGUCGCGGCACUUUACGGGACGACGGUAUCGAACCUGAGGAUGGCGAACCCGAUGGGGCUGGAGGACAUGACGAACGCGGAUGCUCGUCUGAACCAGUCGCUUCCCAUCAACGUGGGAGUCGUUUACCGGGUCAUGCCCGGCGAUUACUUCGACCUGCUUGCACGCAGGUUCUACAUGACGCUCAGUCAGAUCCUGCAAGUGAAUUCCGGAAUCAGCAACAACGUGCUGCAGCCGGGCGACGAGCUUUGUAUCGUCCCAUCCAUCUGUAAGAUUAAGUGCAACUACCCAGCACAAUGUACAGUCGCAGUGUAA
This is a messenger RNA of Guillardia theta CCMP2712, 836 nucleotides long. RefSeq lists its product as hypothetical. The transcript is spliced from 3 exons. The record is from RefSeq and is a predicted model, not a curated record. NCBI's taxonomy places the organism in Eukaryota, Cryptophyceae, Pyrenomonadales, Geminigeraceae. The coding region runs from base 30 to 836 and encodes 268 amino acids.